Strongylus vulgaris is the source of this 219-nucleotide messenger RNA. The record is from the annotation of a GenBank genome assembly. Lineage: Eukaryota; Metazoa; Nematoda; Chromadorea; Rhabditida; Strongylidae.
AUGAUCGUAUUUUCCAUUGUUUUGUACGUUCUUAUCGGAGAAAUGCCGAAGGAAAUCCUAUUCGAAUGGGUAUUAUUUGCUCUAGUACUUGAUGCGAUCCUGCUGCUCUACGCGUGCCUUGUCGUGAUUUCGCUGCGCUGCUGCGAACGAAUCAUCCAAAGUCGUCUGUCGAUGAAACCUGAUGUGCCGAGAAUUUCUGAUGAAGCAGAACAAGUCUAA